GCGGAGUGGCGUGGAGAAAAAUGCUGCCAGGUGAAAUCACGGGAAUUCGGGAUUUACUUUCAAGAUUGGAAGAUGAUGUCGUGUAUUCCUUAGCCGACACUGCUACGAAAAAAGCACUAGCUUUCACUUCAGUCAAUGAUGCCAUAGACGCAAUACUUUUGCAUUCUGAAUCUGCCAGUUGGCUUCUGAAUCGAAAAAAAAUGACCAGGGCCAUCCUGUUUGAAUAUUUAAAUUCAAGGAGAGUUCCCAUCAGCGGACAAGCUGAGAAAUCUACUAUUGUCUCAAGAAUUUUAGAGCUAUGGGCCACAGGAAAAUCUGAAGAAAGUUCAGUUGGUGUAACAUCAACAACUUCUCUGGAAAACAUUCAAGAUUCUCUACCAACAGCACCAGAAAUGGGUCUGAAAUUUACCCAGUGGUUUUACGAAAUACUUUUAGCAGUUCACAAGCAAUCACCCACAGUAUCAAAGCUUUCUGAACAGUUCUGGAAGGAUGUAAGACUUAAAAUCACCUUCAAUUCCCCUGAUGUAACCAACAACCAGGAAGCUGUAGGCUCAGACGAGGCUUCACAUUUACUACAAAUACUGUUGUGUCACCAUGGGUUUCUUCUUAACCCAAACCUUAGUCCAAACGGGGUUAAAGAAAGAAAAGAUCCACAUGGAAUGGUUAUAAUUGGUGUUUGUGGAACAGCACACCAAUAUGAAAAUUGCAGUGGGAUUUUUGAACAAGUUUUUGGGCUUUUGCAAGAUCCUCAAGUCGACUUCCAUUGGCGAAUAAAAUGGUCAGAACUGAGGAUUACCCAAGCUGCUGUUAAUCGUUUGCCGUGUGUCAGCGAUUUGCCUGAACUACAAGCCAUUUGCGAUGAUUCCAUGAGAUGAUAAAAGCAUUUUGUUUGCCCUGUAUAUUCCAUUAAAUGAAAGCUUUGCCUCUUACCUCUGUACAACUAAAUCGAAAGCCGUUCUCUCCCAUAUGAUUAAUAGUAAUGUGUUCUCCUAAAAA
This is a messenger RNA of Daphnia carinata, 996 nucleotides long. RefSeq lists its product as uncharacterized. The coding region runs from base 21 to 875 and encodes 284 amino acids. The transcript is spliced from 4 exons. NCBI's taxonomy places the organism in Eukaryota, Metazoa, Arthropoda, Branchiopoda, Diplostraca, Daphniidae. The record is from RefSeq and is a predicted model, not a curated record.